AUGGCCUUCGCUCCCUUCUCCCCUUCUCCAAAACCUCCACUCGCUCUUCCAUUCAAAAGACAAAAUCCUUUAUCUCCUCUCUUCAACUUCCCGACCACCUCUCUUCCUGUAGCCGGAUCCCUAACCGCCGGCCAACGACCACCACGGUCCCUUUUUCUGACGGCGGUAUCACCAUGGGGGAUCAGAGUCUCCGGGGAGAACAUGGAUGCUGAUCUUUACUGCUCAGGUGUGAGUCGGAGUCAGCUGGAUAAGGGGAGUUACUUCCCCCUCACUGCAGUGCAGCGAUUUGAUGCGGCGGCUAAAAUAAUUGAGAAUGGAAUCUAUCUAGGACCAAUUGGGUGUCUUACAUUUGAAGGAAAGUUCUCAUGGAAGAAGAACAUGUUAGCUUUUUUGUUCGAGUGCCUGAGAAUAAAAGUUGGUCCUUGUGGUCCUCUUGAAAUAAGCUUGGGAAAGCAGGAGCGAGAGCCAACAACGGCUAAGGACCCUUUCUUCAUUUGGUUUUACAUUGAUGAUGAGAUAGCUGUUGCUCAAGGCAGAGGUGGAGGUUUUGCAUUUUGGUGUCGAUGCCGGCGUGUCGACAAAUCCUAACUACAUGUAUGUGUAUAUUCAUUGUACAUUUUAGAAAAUGUGCAUUAUGUAGUUGCCCAAAUAUUUGAUAUUUAUAUUUCUAGUAUUUUAGUGUCAUA
This is a messenger RNA of Phalaenopsis equestris, 686 nucleotides long. RefSeq lists its product as uncharacterized. The record is from RefSeq and is a predicted model, not a curated record. NCBI's taxonomy places the organism in Eukaryota, Viridiplantae, Streptophyta, Magnoliopsida, Asparagales, Orchidaceae. The transcript has 3 exons. Bases 1 to 588 code for a protein of 195 amino acids.